Messenger RNA from Maudiozyma barnettii, 603 nucleotides. RefSeq names its product Isa2p (gene ISA2). Gene Ontology annotation, molecular function: 2 iron, 2 sulfur cluster binding; 4 iron, 4 sulfur cluster binding; iron ion binding. The transcript has a single exon. The record is from RefSeq and is a predicted model, not a curated record. Gene Ontology annotation, cellular component: mitochondrion. Lineage: Eukaryota; Fungi; Ascomycota; Saccharomycetes; Saccharomycetales; Saccharomycetaceae. The coding region runs from base 1 to 603 and encodes 200 amino acids. Gene Ontology annotation, biological process: iron-sulfur cluster assembly.
AUGAAACCAAUAAAUAUGUUUGGUUUGAUACGUUUGCAAGGAAGAUCGGUGAUACGAGCCAGUAGGUUUACAAAGCUUGCAACUACCAGUCCUUUUACUCUUAGAACUUAUGCAACGAACGCGGAAGAGUUAGAUCCUACUGAAAAAUUGAUCAAACCGAGCAAUAUUAUAAAUAGGAUCAAUGAUCUAAAUCUAGGCAUAUCCGAGAGAGCAGCCUCCAGAUUGGCUCAAAUAUACAGAGAUUCUCAAGAAGUGCUAAAAAUUGGCAUUGAAAGUGGAGGAUGUCACGGGUUUCAAUACACAUUACAGCUGAUCCCUGAAUCCAAAGUAGACGUUACAACCGGCAUUAUGAAAGAAGUCAAAUCCACCGAAAAAGAAAAUGACGCUACGGAUGAAUUUGAAGAUGAUGCAGAUGCGAAAUUGACCAUCUAUGAAUUAAAUGAUGACACUGGGAAAGUUAUAAUCGACCCGAAGUCGUUAAAGAUAUUGAACAACACCAUAUUAACAUAUACGAAGGAACUGAUAGGUUCGAGUUUCAAAAUCAGUGGUGGUGAUUUAAAGAGUAGUUGUGGAUGUGGUAGUAGUUUCGAUAUUGAGGUUUAA